GUUGCAUCGCACUCAUUCUCGCUCGGGCUAAUCCUCAUACCAAAGGUGAAGCAAACAUUACAUUCUUCUCGCUCAAGUCUUCGAACCGCAUUACUUCUCUCAGGUCAUUCAAUUCUCAUCGGCUUCCUCCGUUCUCAAGACUUUGGGCCUUCGGUUUUGGACCAGACGCAGCACCAUGUCCCACUCCUGGCUCGCAAAAACCCCACAGCAGCUGCUGAAUGCCCACUCCAAACCCCACGGCAACCGCUAUACCGACCUCUACAUAUCCCUCUACAUCAUUGACUCCAAAAAGCUCUUCCUGCUUCGAAACAGCAAAGGCCAAUACAUUCCACCAACAUACCACUUCUCACCACCUGCCAAACCCCAACAAGAAUCAAUGGAACACUACGCCUUCAAACUGCUGCAACCCUUCAUCGAAUCCAACCUCCUCCACCAAAUCCACUUCGUCGACCUCGCCUUCGACAAACCCCUAAUCGAACAACACCCACAAACCGACCGAUCAACACUCCACCUCUCCCUCAUCAUCACAGCACAAAAUGGCUGCUCAAUAACUCCAACCUGGAUCAAAACCCACCUUUCGCCUUACACAUCCUCCGACUUCAUCGACUUCCCCUCUCUUCCUCACUUCCUCCCCUCCCCAACCCACCUCCAAACCACCCAAACCGUCCUAACCCGCUACAAGAACCUCCUCCCUCGCCUCAAAAACAUCCACGGCGCCGGCGUAGCCGAAACACCACUCUUCCGGACUUACCUCAUCCGUACCCUCAACUCCUCCAUCCUCCAACAUGAACUCCUUAAACAAAAAACUCUGGCAAAAGGUUACAUCUGUCUAUUCGAAGAAGACGGGAAAUUGUACCUAUUACCUGCGGUUGAAGAUGAGGAGUUGGGACAGAAGAAGACGAAGUUGAGGAAGGGAGAGGAGUGGGAGGUUAUUGGGAAGUGGAAGAGGAAAGAUGGGAGGGAGGGGUUUGAGAUAGGGGAUGUGAGGCCUGGAGGGGAUUUGUUGCAGGUUUGGUGGAGUUGUUUUGGCAAUGGGAGGGAUGGGGGGAUGGUGGUGGAGGUUGUGGAGGGGACGAAGGGGGAGGAAGGGGGUUGGGAUGCGGUGGGAUGGAGGAAUGGCGCUGGAUCUGGUGAGAGGGACGCGGUGCCGAGAUGGGUGAGGGAGAAUAAUGAGAGGUGGGUUUUGCAGGGUGUGGCAGGCUCUUAG
This is a messenger RNA of Cercospora beticola, 1207 nucleotides long. RefSeq lists its product as uncharacterized. The record is from RefSeq and is a predicted model, not a curated record. Lineage: Eukaryota; Fungi; Ascomycota; Dothideomycetes; Mycosphaerellales; Mycosphaerellaceae.